UCACACUGGUUUUAUGCAGGUGUAACUCCAUCGACUUCACUGGACGAAUCCUGAUUUACACUGGGAAUCACUCUGAACUGAGAUUGCUAGUGGCUGCAGCCUGCUUAAGGAAAAGCAAAUCCUCUCCCGCCUUUCUGGAAAAUGAUGGAAAAUGAAGUGUUUGCAUCGUUUACUUUCUACAGCACAAUCUUGAUUAUAAAAAUGUAUGUUCUCGCCAUCAUUACAGGACAAGUGAGGCUCAGAAAGAAGGCUUUCGCCAAUCCAGAGGACGCCCUGAGGAACGGAGGGCUGCAGUACUGUCGAGAGGACCCAGACGUGGAGCGAUGCCGCAGGGCCCAUCGCAAUGACAUGGAGAACAUUUUCCCCUUCCUCUUCCUUGGGGCCAUCUACUCCCUGCUGGACCCCAAUCCCAUCGUGGCAAGGAUCCACUUCCUGAUCUUCUGCGUGGGACGGAUAGUUCACACCGUGGCAUACCUUCUGCGGCUGAAAGCUCCCACACGCUCCGUGGCCUACAGUGUGGCACAACUGCCCUGCUUCUCCAUGGCGCUGCAGAUUCUCUUUGCGGUCAUCACACACUGGUAACAUUAAAGAUAACCCGCCGCCGCUGGUGCUGCAACGUGGAUUGGAAAGACACGCCUUUGCUGCUUUCCCAAGAGAAGGACUCAUUCUGCUGUGGCUUCAGUGUCAGCAUCUCCCAUCUGGGCAGAGCUCAGAGCUCUGGUAAAUCUCCUCUGGGUGUGUGCAAGGCCCUAUUUCCAGGAGCAGGCUGCAGAGGUGGAAGGAUGUGCUCUUCGCAGCUGGAUGCUCGUACAUUAAGUACUCAGUAAUGCCACAGCAUUAGUACCACAGCAAUAGCAUUGUGGUAUCUUCCAAUCUUCUCGCUGGUGACCUGGGGGGAGGAUUCUUGAGGGGGAGAGGGAAUGACGCCAAGUUAAGAACACAACUAAACCAGGAAGUGGUGAAGAGUCUCUAAGUAGCCUGGCCCCAUCACUAUGGGGAGAGAAAAGCGGGAGACACUUGGUCCCCCUAACUCACUUUGAUGGGAGUGUGUACGGUGAAGAGAGAUGAUGUCCCAACUCCUCUCUUCUGCAAGAAUACCUGGUGAUGUAGC
This is a messenger RNA of Gopherus evgoodei (Goodes thornscrub tortoise), 1111 nucleotides long. It is a transcript of the gene PTGES, whose product is annotated as prostaglandin E synthase. Bases 142 to 582 code for a protein of 146 amino acids. NCBI's taxonomy places the organism in Eukaryota, Metazoa, Chordata, Testudines, Testudinidae. Gene Ontology annotation, cellular component: membrane. The record is from RefSeq and is a predicted model, not a curated record. Gene Ontology annotation, biological process: prostaglandin biosynthetic process. Gene Ontology annotation, molecular function: prostaglandin-E synthase activity. The transcript has 4 exons.